GCAUUAAUCGUUAUCGAUAUCAGGUGGUUGCAGGAGAAAACUGCAUUUAUUUUGUUAUUUAUUAUAUUUACUAAAUUAAAGUGAUCCUGCGAUGGCCGCCAACAUAGCCGCUGCAGCUGCGGCUGCCCAAGAAGUCGAUCCGGUGCUGAAGAAGGCCAUCAAGCUGCUGCAUUCGAGUACGCCCACCUCGGCGGCUGAAUUGCGUUUGCUUUUCGACGAGGCUCUAAAAACUCGUUUUGGGCCGGAAAAGAGUUUGUCCAACAACAUGAGUCCACGGAUGCUGGAGGAUGAGGCCAACUUUCCGGGGCGGGCAGCCACGCCCCCGCAGCAGCCCAUCAACACGGAUGAGAUCAUCAAUUUGACCAAUUCACCCGAUAAAGAACCCUCGGAUUCGGUGGACACAAUUGCGGAUUCGGAUGAUGGUUUAAGUGCCGUGGGAAUUGUGAAUACCGGCGACACCGGCGACUUUGGCGACCUCAAUUGCUGUGUGUGCGGCGAGAUGGUCUUCACGGCCACCAACCGGCUGAUCGAGUGCUCCAAGUGCGGCGCCAUGUACCACCAGGAGUGUCAUAAGCCACCGAUCACCAAGGAGGAGGCGGCCGACGAUCAGGAGCAGAAUUGGCAGUGCGACACGUGCUGCAAUAAGCCAACGACCAGCGGCAGAGCCACAUCCUCCUCCUCGACGGCGGCGGCGCCCGUGACGCCCACCGUUUUCAUAGCCGACGAACCCAUGCCGCUGACCACCGGCAGCAAGGCGAAGUCCUCGGCUGCCUCGUCGCGCUCCUCCAACUCGUCCAACUCCUCGUCGCCUUUCUACCGGCCGGAGCCCAGCAGCUCCACCAAUGCGAGCAGCAGUAGCAGCAGCAAGCAUGGCCACAAGUCAUCCUCUUCCUCCUCCUCGAAGUCGCACAAGGAGGAGCGAUCAUCCAAGUCAUCAGCGACGGCAACUAGUGCUAUUGGUGCUCUGGAGAAGCACAGCGGUAGUGGCGGCGGCACCUCCUCAUCGCGACGCAGCAGCUCCAGUGCCAAAUCCAGCUCCAAGAGCAGCUCCUCCAAGCACCACGAAAGUGGCAGCAGCAGCAAGAGAAGAUCAAAGCAGUGA
Messenger RNA from Drosophila takahashii, 1102 nucleotides. Lineage: Eukaryota; Metazoa; Arthropoda; Insecta; Diptera; Drosophilidae. The record is from RefSeq and is a predicted model, not a curated record.